ACCAUUAUGAUAGAUCGAAAUUUUCGAUAUUUUCUCGAUAUUACAAAUUAUCGACUGUUGUUCAAUCUCAAAUAGUUUAUUAUCUAAGAAUAUAUUGCACUGUCGAUAAUUUAUCGAUACAUUCACUCUUUCACCCACGUACGUACGUACUACAAUUAAUUGUGACCUUUUUACUUUAUAGGUUAUGUUUGGUUUGCUAUAUGUGCACGUGCCAAUGAAGUGUCAUCGAAAUUUUUAAUAACUUCAACAACGAAAUCAAAAGAUACAAUGGCAUUGAGAGAGAAUAAAAAGAAAACAAUUUUAGCCGAGAAGAUAGGUAAUCUUCUAAAUGCAGCACCUACGAAUAUCGUAUCCGACGAAGAGAGUGAAGAUACAAAAGCUAAAGUCGUAGAACGUUAUGAGGAAAGUGAUGAUUCUGAAGAUUUUACGAAACAAUCUAAAAUUCGAAAGCAAAAUGUACAAUUCUUGGAUGAAUUGGACAAAAGAUACGAAGGUAAAAAAGUAUCAAGGAAAGAUGUAUACGAAGAAGCUCAUGAGGGUAACCACGAUUAUGAAGAACUUGAUUCUAUGGAGGAAGAAUCGGCAGAUGAAACGAACGACUAUAUGGAUGUCGAAAAUGAGGAUGAAGAUUUAAGCGAUGAAAACAAAGAUGAAGAACUCACCGAGGGAUCUGAAGAUGAGGAAGAUAUAGAUAAGGACAAUCCUCUUUACAGAGAAAGAGAUAGAGAUGCGAAUUUCAAAACAAUGUCAGCUACAAACGUUAAGGAAGAAAUGGAAAAAGGCCAAUGCAUUCAAAGUCAAUUAAGGCUUUGGGAAAGCCUAUUGGAAGUGAGAAUAAAAUUACAAAAGUGUCUUGCUAAUAGUAAUCAAAUGCCUCAAUAUGAUACUCAUAAAAGUUUUCGAAACGAUACGGACUUUAUGAAGAGAACGAAUGAAGCAAAAUCAAAGCUAACGUUACUCCUAGACAAUAUGUUAAAUUUGCAAAAUGCUUUAUGGAAACAGUUUCCUGAAACAAAGUCCAUAAAUAUAGAUGGAAAGAAAAGAGGGAGAGACGAAUACGAUGAUAAAGAUGGAGGUACAGAAGAUCCAAUGGACGAAGAAAUCCCAUCUGACACUGAAGAUGAACAAGAAAAAGAAGACGAGGCCAAUAAAAAUGCCGAGGAUUCUGACGAAACAAAUAUAGAAAAUAAUGAAUGUGUUCCUAAGAAGAAGUUCAAAUUUGCAGAUUAUGAGAAGAUAUUGGCUAAAAGACAUAAAUCUUACGUUAAUUAUAGAAACUCUAUAAUAAGUAAAUGGAAUGAUAAAACUAGAGUGACGACUGGAAAGUUAAAUAAAGGCGUUAAUCAAACAACUCUAAAGCAAAUCGAAUUUGCUUUAAGUGACAAAGUUAAAUUACACAAAAGGACACAGUUGAAACGUUCGGAAUACGUUAUAGUCGGCAAAUCUAUUCCUUUAUCGAGUGAUGAUGAUGGACGCGUUCAAGAAUAUGAUCCAGAAAUUUAUGAUGACGACGAUUUUUAUCAUCAGCUUCUUAGAGACUUGAUAGAAUACAAAUCUUCUGACAUUACCGAUCCCAUACAACUUAGUAAACAGUGGAUAAAAUUACAAAAUAUGAGAAGUAAGAUGAAAAGAAAGAUAGACACUAGAGCGACUAAAGGCAGAAGAGUACGGUACAAUGUUCAUAAUAAAUUAGUCAAUUACAUGGCACCUAUAACAGUCUAUGACACAUGGUCUGAUCUUGCUAAAAACGAGUUGUACAAUUCCUUGUUUGGGAAGAUUAAAUCUGUAGAAACGAUAGAACAUUAGCUACCAAAUUAUAUAUAAGUGUGUAUUAAGAAGGAUUGAUCGUAAUAUUAUUUUAUUUCUACAUACGUGUACACAUGCAUUAAAAUGAUUACGUUAGCGUCAGUAUUUGAGAUAUAAAUUAUCGCUUACAUUAAGUUACAUCACAUUAUAUUAUAUACACUGUAUUAUACUGUAUUAUAUAUUAUAUCACAGUUUAUAUAAUAAAGCGAAUAUAUGUAUAAUUAUCGAA
Molecule: messenger RNA, 2035 nt
Organism: Vespa crabro (European hornet)
Lineage: Eukaryota; Metazoa; Arthropoda; Insecta; Hymenoptera; Vespidae
Gene: Aatf
Product: protein AATF
Exons: 2
Coding region: 268-1806 (512 amino acids)
Biological process (GO): regulation of transcription by RNA polymerase II
Cellular component (GO): nucleus; nucleolus
Source: RefSeq, a predicted model, not a curated record